UAGUGGAACGCACCCUCAGUUUCCUUUCUUGAUAUAAGAUAGAAACGCGACGUGUUAUAUUGUAGAAAUAAAUGGAAAUGUAGAAAUAUAGAAAAUGACAAGAACGAGAACAAUUAACGAAUAUUAUUCUAGUGUCGAGUGAAUUAAUCUAAUAACAUAUAAAAUACAUAUGUAUCUCCGUUCAUGAAAUUUGAAUAUGCAUGUUUUAAAGGUUAGGUUUAUUCGUUUUAUCAUUUAAAAUGGUCUUUGCAAAACGUUAUAUGUACUGUGUAUUAAUUAUUGUGUAUUAUUAUAUAUUGUAAUUAUCCUUUUAUUAAGAUUUAAUCAGAUGAAUGAAAUGCAGUUUAACGGUGCAGUGUACAUAUAGAUUAAGUUUUAUUUAAAGAUAAAACUUCAACUAAUGAAAACUUAUGAAGAUGUACACUUUAAGAUCUCUUGUUCAUAUUCGUUUAAAUAAAAGUUUGCUAAAGGCAUACAAUAAUAUAUACGUAAAGCAUACAAAAAUAGAAUCAUCGGUAUGUAUGAAAAUUGUAUGUAAAUUUAAACAUACUUCAGAAGAAUUGAGAUUAAUUGAAAGCAAAGAAGAGAAAGAAGCGUACAAAGUGAUUUCUAAUCAGUACCUAGGAGUGAUAGCUGGUGGGCACAAAGUUUUUCUAUUGCAACCAUAUAUAAAAUGGGGUAAAGAUAAAAAAAGAAAUACCAGGCCUGAAUUGCAAAUGGCUGAAUCUGUAGCACUCGUAGAAACUUUAUUGUAUUGGAACGUAAUAGAUAAAGCGUUUGCUCCUUUGCUCUCAUUUAAAAAGAAAAAUUUAUUGGGUUCAGGUGGACUCGACAAUCUUGUGAAAACAAUUCAACAAAACAAACAAAUAACAGCUGUAUUCGUUAGUAUAAAUUUGUUAAAACACGUACAAAGAAUGGAACUUCAAAAUAUUUUAGGUAGCUUUGGCCGAAUUGCCAUAUAUUUGGAAGAAAAUGGGUGAAGUUUAUGAACAACACAGUGGUCAAAUUAAUUUUGAGGAAAGUAGGAAAAAAAUGUUGAAAGCUCGUGAAUCUAAACUAAAAAGAGCAUUAGACAAAUUAAAGGAAAUUAGAAAAGGCAGUAGAAAUCGGAGGAAAAAUUAUGGUUUUCCAAGCAUUGCUGUGGUUGGAUAUACGAAUGCUGGGAAGUCGUCUUUAAUAAAAAUCUUAUCAGAAGAUGAAAGCUUGAAACCAAGGAAUCAACUGUUUGCCACAUUGGACACAAUUUCUUACCAAGGUUUACUUCCAUCUAGACAGAAGGUCUUAUAUAUAGAUACCAUAGGUUUUAUUCAAGAUGUACCAGAAAUGUUAUUAGCGCCUUUUAUGGUUACUCUUGAAGAUGCUUUAGUCUCUGAUGUUAUCAUACAUAUUUACGAUGUUAGUCAUCCCGACGCGAAGGCACAGUUUCAAUACGUAGAAGAAAUAAUAAGACCUAUGUUAAAUGAACGACAACCGGUAAUACGUGUAGCUAAUAAAUGUGAUCUUAUUGAAAAGUUUGAUAUACAUGAAGAUAUGAUUGCUAUUUCUUGUAAAGAGUCAACAGGUAUUAAUGAAUUAAAAUUAAAGUUAGAAGAAGAAGUUGUCAAGGCAACUGGAAAGUCAUUGAAACGUAUUAGAGUAGAAUCUGGUAGUUUAGCAUCAAUUUGGUUACAUAAGUGGACGACGGUAAUAAAUUCAGAACCAGACGCUAACAAUCCUCAAUACGUAAUUCUUGACGUUUUAGCUACCGAUUUAAUGAUUAAUGAUUUUAAACAAUUUUUGAAACAAUAAAAUACCAUUACAAUGUGUACAUUCUUUCGUAACGUUUUCAAAUUGAAGAAAAUCAGUAAUACACGACACACAAAUAUGUAAAAUUAUCCGACAGGCAUUUUUUAUCGAAAGAUUGUCUUUUGUAACAAACACGUGGUGAGCACGUGUGUUCCGUUGAGCAGGAACACGUUGGUUAGUGUGCGUGAGAUUUGAAAUAAUAAAUCAAGAAAUCUGUCCGUUGAAUAGAUUAACUCUAAAAAAAUUUACUCCCAUUAUUUUUUCUUUGAAAUAAAUGAAAUAAAUGAAUUUUAAAGCAUGUGUUAUUUUUGAAUAAUUCGUUUUGAUUUAUGUAUUUUUGUGGAAUAAUGAAAUACAUAUGCACAUAUGUACUUAUGUCGAAAGAAUAAUAAAAACUCUAAGAGAGUAUCGGAAAUGAUUUGAUCGAAUUACCACAAUGCGUGUAGCAUCUAUCACAAACGUAUCCUGUUCAUUUUAGGAACGAGAUAAAAGGGGAUAAUAUCGAGCAGUCGUGUAUAAUCUAUAUAUGAUGUCCGUUUAAAAUAUGCGAGUCAGUUUAAUCAUUUGAUUUUUCUUCUUUUUCACUUCUACUCCUAUUUCCAAUUAUGGUUUACUUUGUAAUCAAAGAAGUGA
This is a messenger RNA of Polistes canadensis, 2418 nucleotides long. RefSeq names its product putative GTP-binding protein 6. The transcript is spliced from 4 exons. Bases 973 to 1788 code for a protein of 271 amino acids. The record is from RefSeq and is a predicted model, not a curated record. Gene Ontology annotation, molecular function: ribosome binding; GTP binding. Gene Ontology annotation, cellular component: cytoplasm. Lineage: Eukaryota; Metazoa; Arthropoda; Insecta; Hymenoptera; Vespidae.